CUUAGUUUCUCUAUUCACGUUGUUUUUUAGUUUUCAAGAUUUUAUCUUGUGGUGUAUGCUAUAUAGAUAUCCAUUAUGGAUCAAUAAUAAUAGAAUUUUGCUGAUAUUCAUUUUGGCAAACGCCAGAAACCAAUGAUUCAAAGAGUUACAAUGGUAAAAUUGGUUUCUGCUCCGGUUGAAAAGACCCAAUGGAGAAUGAUUUGGUAUAUAAUCCUGCAUAGUUUUACAGUUCGGUCUAUCAAAGGUUCAUCUGAUUUAUUGAACUGUCCCAGCUUGUCCAAUUUAAACUGUUUGCAGCCAGACAAUUGGCUCAAAAUAAAACAUUGCAUUUGUAGUUGCGCUGUAGCUAGACUAGAAGAACGUCAACAUGUCGAACUAGACUAUAGACAGUGUGAUAUGUUUAUGAAAUGCAACUGGGCAAAUAUACAUUUCACAAUUAAUGUUCUGAACAGCAGCGCGAUCGUUUUACAUUCUAAACAGCUACGAGUGAAUAGUAAACAUAGAAUGGCUAAAAUACCCGUCGAUCUUCGUCAAGAAGAAGAGCAUACUAUUGAGAUAUGGACACGAUGCGGUGUAUGUGACGACUCUUGUACAAUAAUUCAAAUAGAAGUGCCAGCGAUAAAACCUGCAACAAUCUCCAAGGCACAGAACAGUACCCCACCAUCUGUCGAUGACAGCAAGAUUUUAGUAUUUGCCAUUGUUGUUCCUAGUAUCAUCGCAAUUUUGACACUUCUCAUCUUCAUUGUUUAUCAAAAGAAAAAUGAUGGAAUACAGAGAAGUUUCAUCCAGAACAACCACCAAGCAGAGUAUGUCUGACGUUGAUAAUGCUAUUGAUACGUUUAGCCACUCACACACAAAAAUGACUUAGUUGUCAAUGCCGGUGCUAAACUAAAUCGUUUCAUUCUGAAAGAGAAACGCAAGGAUCUGUUAACUGAUCUGAAUACAGUGUUUUUACAUAACACCAUAAGCUAUUAAUGAAAUGGAAGCUGUUGCAUUUAAAUGAGUUAUAACGGCAGAGUACUAACGAUAGAGAACUCACGACAGAUUACUAACUGCAUAUCACUAUAUAAGUUGUAAUAAAAACCAUCAACACAUAAUAAUAUAUUGAUAGUGGCAACAUAUGUAGAUGAUUUUAACGUGAAAAUGACAAAUGAUAAUAAUACUAUUGUUUUCGAAUGUCUAUCAAAAAUCUACUUAAUUAACUGUCAGUUAGAUUAAGAACGAUUGCUUUAUAGUCAUCUGAAAUACUUGUAUCAAGUAAGGAAUAGCACAUUUAUUCUCGAGACGAAGUUUGUUGGUAAUGUCGAGAGUUUUCACAGACUUCCUCCUAUUUAAAUUAAUAUUGGAUUGGAGUUUGGUAUUUUUGUUUAAAUUUAUUAAUUCAUUUUUCACUGUAUAUACUGAUGAUCACUGUCUUUACAUGUUACAGAAACAAUAUACAAUAUAUGACCAUACGCGUAUGGUCCAAAUACUCAUAUGGUCCGGAACAUACACAGUAACAAUAAACUUUAGGUUUACAAAUGUCAAAAUGAAGUACAAAUUACUAUUAAUGAUACAAUAAAUCAUUCUUUAUCAAUACUUAUAUAUGAUCCUAAAUGACCGGUUGAAGAUGACCUAUAUGAUUUGUUUUACAUUUUGAACAAGUACCUGUGUACGAGUUGUUUAAUC
Mytilus trossulus (common blue mussel) is the source of this 1668-nucleotide messenger RNA. RefSeq lists its product as uncharacterized. The coding region runs from base 133 to 816 and encodes 227 amino acids. The transcript has 8 exons. The record is from RefSeq and is a predicted model, not a curated record. Lineage: Eukaryota; Metazoa; Mollusca; Bivalvia; Mytilida; Mytilidae.